Messenger RNA from Symbiodinium sp. CCMP2456, 1005 nucleotides. Lineage: Eukaryota; Dinophyceae; Suessiales; Symbiodiniaceae. The record is from the annotation of a GenBank genome assembly.
AUGCACCAUCGCGGCCCCGUGCUCACCGCAGCGGGCUUGAGUGUGUUUGUAGGACUAUGCUGCACUCUGUGGUAUUUCGUGUGGCGCCCGCCGGGAGAAUCAGACACCGAGAAGGGUUACCGGACGGCGGAAAUGAUGGAGCAGGGCUUGUUGCUCCUGAGCUAUGUCCAGCUCCUGACAGGAGUGCAGGCCACCCAAUCCUACACAGCUCAGUCCCAACGCAGCCCGUGGAGCGAGAUCUGGCAGCUGCGUGCCGAGUUCGCGAUGCAGCUCCUGUCCGUUCAGUGCUUAGCCGGACACCAGCGAGGCCGCGAGAUUGAGAUCCUGGCUUCCAUCUACUCCCUGCCGGUGUUGUGGGUUCUUGGCCUUGCUGUGGCCACCUGCCGAGGCAGUCCCUUCCUUGCUCUGAAGUUCGGCAUUGUGGCGACGUCCAUGCUAUUCAUCGGGGUCAUUAAGGUGAUCUUUCCCAACUUGAGCUGGUGCGUUCGGAAGGCAGGCGGGAAGGAGCUGGGGAAGCUGGCGUUCUUUCAUGAGAGGCCCUUCCAGAAGUGCACGGACAGCGACGACCCGUUGGCCCUUCAUUUGCUUCUUGGCCUCAGCAUCAACGCUGCUCUCAUUCCGGUCGGCCUGCUUCUCACGGGUUGGUACAUCGCACGACGCAUGCGCUCGGUCGAUAGCCUUGCUGGAUGCAUCCGUCCAGGCCGUCUUGCCAGAUGCGGUGCGGACUCUGUCGAGCUGAUCCUGUGGGAAGGAGUGCCCACAGAUGUCGCAGCUUCAAUCGAUCUCGGGAAGUACGAGCACCUUCCAAAGGCGGCCCUAUGUGUGUAUGCCGCCGCCCACACAGCACACCUCGCCGAGCUCAUGUGUGCUAGCAGUGUUGCGAAGACGGAAGCUGGGCUGACGAUUCGGGUUCCUUUUUCAGAAACCUGGGCCAUGCUGGAGCUCAAGUACCAGCAGCACUGCAUGGCUGUAACGCGAAUGGACGCAGACAUGUUGGGAAGCUAA